CUCCCCCGCUCCCCCUUCCCCCCACCUCCCGAAUUCCGCACAGGCGCAGAAGGAAAGUGGCUGCGGUUCUACUGCGGCAAAUGAGGGCGGUGUCGCGGCUGAGAGGUUUCUGCGCAGGUGCACAACCAAGUGCUCAGGCCCCCACCUUCGCCCAAAACUUAGAUCAGCAUCGAAGUCAGAGUGGUUGCCGGGCAGUUCUUGCAGAUUGAGGGUGGAGUCGCGACUGAGAAGGAACUGCGCAGGCGUAUACCAGCACUCUGGCCCAAUCCAUUUCUACCGGGAUCCGCGCAGGUGCAGAAGGAACACUACUGCGGCAGACUGAGGGCGGGGUUGCGGCGGAGAGGGUGCCGCGCAGGCUCACUUCACCACUUCGACCCCGCCUCCUUCUACACAGACUGCGCGCAGGCGCCAGAAAAGCCCUGUAGUAGAGUUGCUGUGACGGUUUGCUGUCUGGGCCCUGUUGCUGCUGGCUGUCUCGGGCGGAGUGGCGAGAGCUGUCCAGUCUCGGAAGCGGGUGUGAGAGGCAGAGGUUCUGGUGCUGGUGAGAAGGAGGGGGUCUGUGUGGCGGCGCGUGUGGAGGUCGGAGUCCCUUGGACGCUGACCGCUGCCGCCGCCGCCACUGCUGCCGCCGCCUCUUGCAGGGGCUUGGCGAUCGCGGCGCCCCCCACCCCCCGCCCCCGGUGGCCGCUAUAUCUGCUGAACUGUGCCGGUGCCCCAUUGCCCCACUCCCCCACCCCCGGUGCUCGCGGCCUCUCUGGGCUUUGCAGGUGUCCGUUCCACCACCCCACCCCCCCGCCCCACCCCACCCCACCCCUUCUUGCCCGCGGCCGCCUGGGCCUUGGCGAUCACCGGCUUUCCUUGUGCCCACCGCGUCCAUUGAACUUUGCCCGGCCUCCCCCCCCCCCCCCCCCAAAGCGGCUACGUCGCCUCCUGGAGCCGGUCGCCAGGCUCUGAGGUAAGGGCCAGAAUUGGCCUUGUCUGUGUCUGCCGGACUAGAGAAGGAAGCCGAGGUUGACCGCGGCUGCUCAGAGGGGGUCCAGGACUGAAUAGUCAAGUCAGCAUCGGACUUUGUGGAUCGUGGACUGGACUGGGCUGUGCUGGGCAGCCUUGGGAGGAGGGGGCGAAGGAACGAGUAAUUGAGUAAACAGGGGUUUUGGUCGUGAUCGUGAUCGUGGUGGUGGGGGUGGAGGUGUCGGUGUCGGUUGCGUCGGCUUUCCUCUGUCCCUACUGAGACCAAAUGGCUAAGAGAAAAGAGGACGAUUUCCCCCCGGCCGCAGAUCAGAAAAGAGCAAGGCCAGGGGGGGACUCUGAUGAUGACCUGGACUCGGACCCCAUAGAAGGGACCUCUCAAGGUCCUGCGUCUCUUUCUGCUCUUUCUAGCAUUUCCUCCCUUCAGAGCAUUGCCUCCCUUGCGAGCCUUGCUUGUCUCCCAAGCGUUGCUUGUCUCCCCAGUGUUUCCUCUCUCCCAGGCUCUCUCCCAGGCUCUCUCCCCAGUAUUUCUUCUCAGUCGCCGUCAGGGGAAUAUGGGGUCAUUGAAAGUAUCCAAGUGGAGAAUUUUAUGGGCUAUUCCUCCCUUGGGCCUGUGAAACUUGGACCCAAUGUUAAUUUUCUGGUGGGGCGUAGUGGGAAGAAUGCAUUGUUAACAGCUCUCAUAGUUGGGCUUGAUGGAAAAUCAGCAGGAACGUCUUUGAAAGACUUUGUGAAAGAUGGAGCGGCUUCAGCCAAGAUCUCCAUCAAGAUAAAGAACAGAGGGAACUAUGCUUUUAAAUCUGAGCUAUAUGGGGAGUCAGUAAUUGUGCACCAAGUGAUCAGUGCAGAUGGGAAUGCAAGUUAUGAACUAAAAAGUUAUAUGGGAAAGGUGAUUUCUACUAAACGGGAAGAGCUUGCUGCCCUUCUUCAGAGGUUUAAGAUUCGAGUAGACAAUCCAGUGUCCAUUAUUCGGGAAGAUGUGAGCAGGCAGUUGUUGGAGUCCAGAAGUGAUGCUGACAGGUACAAAUUGUUUCUCAAAGCAACUGAGCUUGAGCAGAUGAGAGAAGACUAUUCCCAAAUUAUGGAGAGAAAGGCUAAAAAUCAGCAUCAGAUAGAACAAGCUGAAGAACAGCUUGAGGAGCUCAAGCGUCAGGGGGUAGAGAUAGAAGAGCAUUUUCAGAAUAUGGUUACCUUGCGAAAGAAGCUAGAGGACUUGAAAAAUGACAUGGCUUGGGCACUGGUGGCUAAAACAGAAAGAGAAAUCCAUGAAAUGAUUAUUAGCAUAAAUAUCGGAGACCAGCGUACUGUCAUCUUGAAUCAGGAACUGGAGAUCUCAAGGGUCAGAUUCAGUGAAGCAGAAAAUAAGUAUAGAGCCAUUCAUGAGAAUAUGCAAAGGUUAAGUGAAGAAGCCUCUGAAUUAGAGGCCAAGUGCAUUGAGGCUGGUGAGGAGGCUGAGAAAAUGGACAGGGCCUAUGCUCAGGCGGAGGCCUUCUAUAAUUUUUCUGAAAAUGAAUUUAACAAAUUAGACCAAGUUGCAGAACAGCUCAAUGACCAAAUUGACGACAUGAAAAAGAAUCUAGAAGUGGCAGAGUCAGAAAAACAGGAAAAAAUUGACGUGUUGAAGGAAAAGAUCAGGAACUUUAAGGAUCAGGAGGAUUCACUUGUUGAAGAGAUAAAACAUCUUCAUCAGGCCAUAGAAAGAGAUGAUAAAGAGCAUUCUCGGAUUAAGGAACAAGAGGCUUAUAUGCAGCAAAUACUGGAUGGCGAACAACGCCAGCUAAACCAAUUGAAAGAAUGUAAAUCUGACCCUCUAAAGCGAUUUGGGCCUCAGAUUCCAGCCCUUCUCGAAGCAGUGGAAGAUGCCCAUAGACAAGGGCUCUUUACUUGCAAACCUAUAGGCCCACUGGGAGCUUGUAUUCGUGUUCUGGACUCUGAGUUUUCUUUGGCUAUUGAGUCCUGCUUAAAGGGCCUUUUGCUUGCCUUUUUUUGUGACAACCACAAGGAUGAGCAAAUCCUUCAGGGGCUGAUGAAAAAAUUCUAUCCAUCGGGCUCUUCACGACCCCAGAUAAUCAUUUCAGCCUUUGAUUGUGAGUUGUGCGAUGUAACAGACAGGGAGGCUUCUCACCCAGAAUUUCCAACAGUUCUCUCAGCUUUAGAAAUAGAUGAUGCAGUGGUGGCCAAUGCUUUGAUUGACAUGAGGGGCAUAGAGUCAGUGCUGCUUAGCAAAAGCAAAUCUUUGGCUUGUACAGUGAUGCAGGCUCAGAGGCCCCCCAAGAAUUGCACCAAAGUUUUAACUGCUGAUGGUGACCAGGUAUUUGAACGACACUAUUACUCAUGUGAAGAAAUGAGACCGACUUACCUGGGUGAUAUAGAUGUGGAAAUAAAUAAUUUGGAGAAAUCUGUGGAAAAUAAAGUGGCUCAAUUGUCAGCAUUUCAGGAGCAUGUGUGUUCCCUUGAAAAGGAUAUCAGAGAGAAUCGAGAAACUAUUGACAGUCAUUAUCAACACUUAAAGGAAAUAAAGAUUGAAGUGAUAAAUCUCACUUCAGAAAUAAAAGAUCUUGAGGAUGAAAAUGAAAACCAGUCCCUAAAUAUCUCUAUUCUGGAAGAGGAAGCUCAAGAAAUUAAAGAAGAGAUGAAAGAGAUUGAAGAAAAGAUGAAGAUUCGAAGGGAAGAGAUGGAUAAAUUAAGCAAACCAAAAAUUGAUGCUGAACAGAGACAUGAAGAAUUGAAGCUGAAAUAUAGCCAGAUCAAAGAAUUAGUAGACUCCAUUAGAGGAGAACGAAACCAGGCCGCUUUGGAAGUGGACAACCAGCACCAAGCCAUGCUGCACAGUGAAAAUAGGCUCAAGGAACACCUGGAUUCCCUCCAGGCGAAGAAAGAAGAGCUGGCCAUGAAAGAGAGAGAUCUGGAGAGGGAAACUGCUCAUGCCAAAUACAUCUGCCCAGACCGGAAAGAAGUUAUACAAACUGCCUCUGUUCUCAAUAGAGAAAUCACUCUGCUAAGACAGCGGAUACAGUCCGAAAACUACACUCACAAAAGCCGAGAAGAAAUCAUGAGACAGUACCAAGAAGCAAAAGAAAGAUAUAUGGACCUCGAUAAUAAAGUGAAGAAUCUGAAAAAACUCAUCAAGACAAUGGAAGAGAUAUCAAAACAGAGGUAUGAAGCAUUCCAGAAACGCAGAAGAAUUCUUUCUCUACAGGGGAAACUGUACUUUGACAGCUUGUUGUCUCCCUGGUCCUUUCACGGCGACAUUCACUUUGAUCACCACAAUGAGGCCCUUUCUAUCGUAUUCCAUCCUGGGCAGUGCACUUUCACUAACUCACACAGCUUGCCAGACAGAUACAAUUUCUCCAACUUCUUGCUCAUUCUUACCCUGUGGUCCAUCACAGAAUCUCCCUUCAGAUGCCUGGAUACAUUCGACGUCUGCUUCAACAGGGAAUAUAGAAAGAUGGCCAUGGACAUGAUCCUUAGGCAGUCACAUUCCCAUCAGCAUCUCCAGUUCUUGCUGGUCUCUCCCCUGUACAUAAACUCAGUUGCUCCAAGUUCACUCAUUGAAAUUUUCCCACUUGCAGAACCUGAAAGAGAUGGGGCAACUCGCUCUACCCAAGCAGCCAGUACAGAAGAAGAUUGAAUUUUUAAGUGUAAUGUGAUCGUGCUGUCUGCUCAUCGUGGUGUUUUAUAUUUUUUUUUCUCCAAGUGUCUGCAGUGUAGUGUGAAAAAUCUCCCUACUUUGAAGAAAUAAUAUUUAACAAUUAAAAGUGUUUCAGAGAGGCUGAGUCAAGAUGGCAGAGUAAAGGAAGAAGUUUAAGUUGAACUCCUUCACAAAAAUCUAGAAAAUACUAGUCUGGUGACCAAAUUCUGACCAAGAAAUCCAAGAAAAAGUCAUCAGCACCUGGCAGCUGAAGGAGAAAGAUAGAGAUCUGUGGACAUUGGGGGGGAGGGGGUGGGGACUUGCCAGGAGCAUCUACAACACCCAGAGACUGAAAGAAACUUGAGGCUGAGUACCUGGGCAGAAAGCACCAGGUGAAAUGAGAAUGUUUGUUGCCCAUGAUGUAACUGAUUCAAUUUUUAUUAAUCUAUCAUUUUGUGUUGAAGUGGUUUGGUGUUUGUUUUUCAUAAAUUGUUAAAUUGUUUUUCAAUAUUGAAAUAAGUUUAUGUGUAGUAUAGGUUGGUAGACAAUGUUUGUGUUUGUAAACAACUGAUAAACAUAUGGGAUGCCCAUUUAUGACAGCCCACCAAUGGGGAAAUUUUGUAAAGCAACCUCAUCAUUAACUUAUGUCAUCAGGUAUCAGUGAACUCAUUUGAUAAACAAAUUACUUCACCGGCCACCAAUCCGAACUUGGGUAUAACCAGCCAAAAGCCCAUAGCUAGACCUUUGAGAAACCCACUGGAGGCCCCAGUUUUCAGCCUGCUCUUGGGUUGAGACUGAACCUGGCUCCUGAGAGCCAACUUAAGACUCAAAACACUCACAUCAUAUUUGCUUGAAGACACUGCUGAUUGACAGGGAUUUGCUGACUUGCUGACCCACCACCACGUCGGGAGGCAGAUGGACGACUUCCAGCUGGACAGAGGGAAGGAACUUUUUCAUUGAAUACCAGUUCGAGACGUACUUUGCUGGCAAGCCCUGGAAAUCAGCAGAUGUGUAUGUGCUGUGAUUUCAUCGUUGGUGCCUUCGUGACUACUGCUGCUCAUCCUCACAUAUCUCAUCGCAUACCCUAUCCUGCGUAUCACCUCACAGAAUCUUCUAGCAGCCCCUUGCAACCAAGAAUGGCUUUACUCUCUGGUUGCUUGUUCGCUUAUCCAGCUGUUUCUGUAAGUCACGGCCGUGACAAACAGGACACACAAGGAUAUGGAACAUUGUCAAUAUGACGUUGGGGACUGCUGCCUACUUAAAUACCCCAUUGGGAGUUGAGGGGUUACGACCCCUCAACUGAGGGACUUGACUGAGACACAAGAAAACCUCAUCAAGAUACCCAGUGACUGCUUUGCUUCAAUGUCACUGAGGAGUUGGGCGGGCACUCAAAGACUUUUAUCUGUGCUCGGCCUGUUGAAAAGAGAAAUGAUGACGGACAUGAUAGUGAUCACCGGACUGAAAAUCCGCAGGGCAUCGGCUCGAAUGGGAAGAAAUCAAGAGGCCUUGUAACAUGUUCUCUUAUACAGGUUCCUAGUUGGCUUUGCAGAGUGCUUGCUAUGAGAGAACAUGGGACAAAUGGAAAGACCUAUUUUCACUGUAUUAAGAACAUAUUUGAAAAUGUGUUAAUGCUAAACGUAAUAUCGAUGUUUUUUGUGCCAUAUGUUCCAACUCUAAUGAUAGAAACAUUAAGUGUUUGGAAUUGUAAUUCGAUUGUAUUAGUAGUAAUUAGAAUAUCAUUUCUAGACCAUUCCAGAUGGCUGCUGGGCUAGCCAGCAGCCAGAGGGUGGAUAUAGUGAGAAUACAUUUGUUAACUCGUUAUUUAUUAUUAUUACUGUUAUAACAACUUACUCCAUUUUUUAUCAUGCCAACAAUUUGUGGCAAAGUGUUCUUAUGUUUGUUUUUCGUAGCUUCUCUUUCACUAUGAAGAUAAGCAUAUCGUGGUCUAAGUUGGUAAACAACUUGUGUGUUCGUAAACAAUCGAUAAAAUAUAUGUGACCUCCCCAUGUAGGACAGACCACCCAUGGGAUAAUUAGUGAAGAACUUUACCAUUAGCUUGUGUCAUUAGAUGACAAUCUGGGGGUGAGGGAAGAGAUCAUGGCCAAACCAGAGAACUAGUGGAUCAUGGGAUAGAAAAUGCAUCAUUUGGAAAGGUUUCACACAAACCUCUCAGUGAAAACUAGAAAGAAAGCAGAAGCUGGGCAAAGAAAGUGUGCAAGUUUCUCUGAUAAAGGUUUCAUUUCUCAAAUACCAUGGGAAUGGAGGCAACUUGAUACAAAUGAGCCUUCUUAGUGGGUGGAGGGAGGGGGAGAAUUGGGGACUGAAGAAAAAAACAUAAAAAACCUUAAUGUUACUAAUGUUUGCAUGCUGUUAAUGAAUAAAGUGAUUGUUAAGCAUCAAAAA
This is a messenger RNA of Monodelphis domestica (gray short-tailed opossum), 7003 nucleotides long. The record is from RefSeq and is a predicted model, not a curated record. Lineage: Eukaryota; Metazoa; Chordata; Mammalia; Didelphimorphia; Didelphidae.